This is a messenger RNA of Periconia digitata, 1512 nucleotides long. NCBI's taxonomy places the organism in Eukaryota, Fungi, Ascomycota, Dothideomycetes, Pleosporales, Periconiaceae. The record is from the annotation of a GenBank genome assembly.
GUUGUCGCGAUAAUGCUACUCGAAGACCAGCGCCAGAUCCACGAGGAUCUUGAGCGCCUCGAGGAUGCCAUCGCCGACCGGCUCCUCGAAGAUCCUCCACACAUCCGCGAUCGACUUGCACGAGAUCACGACAUCGCGCGCUUCCUGGAGCAGAUCGAAGCUCAGUCCAGUCGGCUUCUCAAGAUCUACCAAGAUCCCAAUGGCGUCAAGGAGGAUGAAGUGCGCAAUUUGACCCAGGGCGAUCCGAUGGAGAACUUCCUGAAGGAGGUCGCGUCUAUCAAAGACUUCCACCGCCGCUAUCCCAACGAACCCGUAGAGAAUCUAGAAAAGGCAUACAAGAGGCGCACGCCCGAGGAUCAGGCUCGCUCUUUGGCGGCCAUUGACGCCUUGUUCACUGGUGAGGAGGGUUUUGGUCGCUUCUUUGAUCUGACCAUGCUGCACAAGCAGUACUUGAACCUUCCCAUUCAUCAGCAUGGCCGUCGCCUGACGUAUCUGCAGUACCUCGACGUGUUCGACAGCUUUGCGCCACCAGAGAAUAACAUUCCGCGCGGCCAAAAGAUGUCGGAGGCUUUCUUCAGUUACUUGAAAGCGCUCAGCGAAUACCUGGAGAGCUUCAUGCGUCGCACCAAGCCGCUCGAGAAUCUCGAUAAACUGUUUACCACCUUCGACGCCGAAUUCGACGAUCUGUGGUCCAAGGAUGAACUCCCUGGAUGGGAGAAGAAUGCGGCACAAACUGCGCCGGUGGAAGGCGAAGCUCCACCGAGUGAGGGUAUCUGGUGCUCCGCUUGCAAACGCGGCUUCAGCAAGGAAACCGUGUACGAAGCGCAUCUCGCGGGGAAGAAACACAAGAAGGCGGUGGAACAAAGCGCGGCUCCUACAUCUUCCAGUUCUAAUCAGGAGUCCGGUGGCAGUAUGAAACGCUUCAAGGAGCGAGCCGUUGCUGAGCAGGAGUUCAGGAUCCGAAAACUUGCAGCUGCCAUGCAGACCCAGCGCAGUGACACCAAGGUUAACGUGGAGCGCAAACAGGGAAUGACGGACCGCGAACGCCAACAAGAGUUGGAGCAACUUUACUCAGAAACACCCGAGACCGCGGCCGGUGCGAACGACGAGGAAGAAGAAGACGGUGAAGAUAAGAUUUAUAACCCGCUCAAACUCCCGCUUGCAUGGGACGGCAAGCCCAUUCCAUUUUGGCUUUACAAACUUCACGGAUUGGGUGUCGAAUUCCCAUGCGGUAUCUGCGGGAACUACGUGUACAUGGGUCGCCGUGCCUUUGACAAACACUUCAACGAACCUCGCCACAUCUACGGUCUGAAGUGUCUGGGUAUCACGAACACUUCACUCUUCCGGGAAAUCACGAGCAUCGAAGAGGCGCAGGCGUUGUGGAAUAAAAUCCAGCGCGAUAAGAAGAAGGAAGCAAAGGUAGAAGAUGGUGUUGUGCAGGUCGAAGAUUCUGAGGGCAACGUCAUGCCGGAAUCUAUCUACAAGCUUUUGGCAGCACAGGGUCUUGUCUGA